UGCGAGGGGCUGUACCCCGCGUCCAUCGUGGAGGAGCCCACGUUCCGCGCGCUCCUGCGGGCGGCGGACCCCUGGUACGAGCUGCCCGGGAGGAAGUUCUUCAGCAAAGCCAUCCCCGUGCGCUACGGAGCUGUCCGCGAGGCGGUGCUGAAAGACCUCUCCAAGGCCCCCUGGUGCGCCAUCACCUUGGAGCAUUGGAGAAGCCACCAGCAGAACCGGAACUACGUCACGCUGAACGCCCACUUUCUCAGCCUCG
Molecule: messenger RNA, 256 nt
Organism: Myotis brandtii (Brandt's bat)
Lineage: Eukaryota; Metazoa; Chordata; Mammalia; Chiroptera; Vespertilionidae
Product: zinc finger BED domain-containing protein 1-like
Exons: 1
Source: RefSeq, a predicted model, not a curated record